This is a messenger RNA of Phasianus colchicus (ring-necked pheasant), 3857 nucleotides long. The record is from RefSeq and is a predicted model, not a curated record. Lineage: Eukaryota; Metazoa; Chordata; Aves; Galliformes; Phasianidae.
GCGGCCGGUAGGCGUCGCUCAGCGGAUUGCGGUCCGCGGUGGAGGGGCGGAGCUGCAGCCGCCCCGUGGAGGCGCCGCUUGAGCUCGGCUGGGGCGGAGUCAGCGUCAGCCUCACGCUCCUUCCCUGACCCGCGCUGGGCGCCGAGGGGGCGCGGCCUCGUGCGGUUAUCGCCGCCCCUCGGUCGGAGCCGGUCCGGGUGCGGCGGUCGCUGCGUGCGCUCGGUCCGCGAGGAGCGCCGCGAUGAAGGCAGGCGUGGUUCACUGCCGCUGUUCCAGAUGUUUCUCUUUCCCUGCCAAGCGAAGGAUAAGGAAACGGCCCCAAGUCCUGACGCUGUUGAGUCUACCUGAGGAUGUUCUGCUCCAUGUUCUGAAAGGCCUUCCUGCUGAGGACAUCCUCUCGCUCAGAGCGGUGCACUCCCAUCUUAAAUACCUCGUAGAUGAUCACGCCAGUGUUUGGGCAUGUGCAAGUUUUGAAGAUGUAUGGCCUUCUCCAAAAACUCUGAAGGUGUUUGAAAGGGCUGCUGAAAGAGGCAACUUUGAAGCUGCUGUGAAGCUGGGGAUAGCGUACCUGUACAAUGAAGGCUUGUCCAUCUCUGAUGAAGGCCGUGCAGAAGUGAAUGGAUUAAAGGCAUCUCAUUUCUUCAGUCUGGCAGAGCGGCUGAAUGUGUGUGCAGCCCCAUUCAUCUGGCUUUUUAUUCGUCCUCCCUGGUCCUUGACUGGAAGCUGUUGUAAAGCUGUGGUCUACGAGAGUCUUAAAGCAGAGUGUCAGUUGGACAAAGCUCAGAAAGGAUCUAUUCUGUACUGCUUGGCUAAGGUCUUGAGUCUCUUUGAGGAUGAAGAAAAAAGAAAAGAGUCUCUUGAAAUGUUUGAGGAGUCUUCAAAGCAGGGUUGUUUAAAUAGCUCCUACCUCCUUUGGGAAAAUAACAGGAAGGUCGCUAUGUUAGACCCUGGCAGAUACCUCCAAAGUCUCAGGAAGCUACGGGACUAUGCAGCAAAAGGAUGCUGGGAUGCACAGAUCGCUUUAGCCAAAGCUUGUGGAAAUGGAAACCAACUAGGAUUAGAAGCAAAAUCUUCCAGUGAAAUGGUGGCUCAGAUGUUUCAAGCCUCCCGUCCUAUCAGCAAGCAAAAUAUCUUCACUGUGCAGAAAAAAAUAAAUGAAACAAUGAGGUACAUCCUGGUUGACUGGCUGGUGGAAGUGGCUACCAUGAAAGACUUUUCUUGCCUAUGCCUUCACAUGACAGUGGGGUGUGUGGACCGUUACUUGAAGCUGAGACCUGUGCCCCGGUAUCAACUCCAGCUCCUGGGGAUAGCCUGCAUGGUCAUUUGCACACGUUUUAUCAGCAAAGAGAUCUUGACAAUACGGGAGGCUGUAUGGCUAACAGACAACACAUACAAAUAUGAAGAUCUGGUCAGAAUGAUGGGUGAGAUCAUCUCUGCCCUAGAAGGAAAGAUAAGGAUACCUACUAUUGUGGACUACAAAGAAGUACUGUCAAACAUAGACUCCCUGGAGAGAAGAACUCUUCACCUUUACAGCUUCAUUUGUGAACUGUCUCUCCUAAACACGAGCCUUUNNNAUUUUUCUCCCAUUAAAAACUGUCUGACUACAGAACUUGCAAGCUCUGUGAAAUGGUAAUACCUGUUCUCUUCUCCAGCACAUCCCUGGACCAGCCAGCUGUCUGAGUGCACUGGGUUCUCUCUUGAAGACCUGUUGCCGUGUGUGCUGCACCUUCACCAAAAAUGUUUCCAUGAUGAGGUCCCUAAGGAUUAUAGGCAGGUGUCUUUAACUGCAGUGAGACAGAGAUUUGAAGAUGAGCGUUAUGAUGAAGUAGGCAAAGAAAAGGUGAUGAGCUACAGCCAGCUCUGUUCACUGUUGGGUGUGAAGCAGGAGGACCCGAAACCCAGUCCCCUGCACACAAAUGUCAUAGAAAUUAAAGCUUUCUUUAGCUCUCCCUCUGGAAAGAGAUCUAAAAGGAGGAGGGAAGACAGCACUCAGGAUGACAGGGGCAGCUUAGUGACUACACCUACAGCUGAGCUAUCCACCCAGGAAGAAAGUCUUCUGGACAGCUUUCUGGACUGGAGUUUAGAUUCCUGCUCUGGUUAUGAAGGUGAUCAGGAAAGUGAAGGCGAGAAAGAUGGAGAUGUCACAAGUCCCAGUGGAAUCUUGGAUGUGACAGUGGUUUACAUGGAUCCAGUGGAGCACUGCUGUCAGGACUCCAGUGAUGAGGACAGCCUAUCUGUGGAGUGUCCUGGGCACACAGCACCACUGAGGAAGGCCAGGACACCAGAUGAAACUCGCAGAGUUUCAGCCUGUGUUGCCUCAAGAAAUCCCAACUGGGAAGGGAGCUCAGGCUACUCUUCUGUCAGUGGUGCCAGUCCUACAUCUUCUGUGGAAGGCAGCUGUGGAAUACCUCUCAAACCUACCUCAGCACUGUCUGGUGGCAGUGCCAUGAACAAGGAGCCAUGCCUUCCUCCCUACCUGGAGUCACGUUUACGAUCAGUGCGUGCUAGAGCUGGUGACAGGAAUUCUGCCCGAAGGCAAGUCAAGCGCAAGAACCUGGCAGAACACAGUGAAGAAAGGGUGAACUUGGGCUUCUUAAGCCUCUGAUUUCAUGCUUCUCUAGGUUUUCUGGAAACAACAUCUCUGUCACAGUUGUACAGGAAUGAUAGUGAAUAAUUGUCAAUACCUCCAGAAAGAGCCCUUUCCCUUAACUUUGCCUAUUCCUACCACAUUCUAUAAGCCUGUCUCUUAAUUCUGUAUCUCACUUCUGGCCUUUUUCCAUCCUUGAUAACUGCUUUUUUAUUUUUUAAAGUAUUCCCUAUUUUCUGAUUCUCUCCAAGUUUCGUACACUGAGAGGGAUUGUAACUUUACAGCUUGUGUCACACCUCACCAAUUAUUCCUUGAAAAUGACCUUGUCUUCUUCCUUGCUUCACUGUGAGGCUUGGUGCCAUGAAAGAAAGGAAUUUACUUUGGUCACGAAGUUACUGGAUGUAACACUAUGCUUGAAGUUGAUAGACCUUUUUGCGGUUAUGCUGCAUUUUAAUCUUAGCCAGGUACUAUUACAAGUCAGCUGGUGCUUCCCUCUUCUAUGUGUAUAUCUUGCUGCACUGAUUUAAGGUUUUUAUAGAUAUAGUCAAGAGGUAAAUGAAGGCUCAUUGAAGGUCUGAGCUUUUUUUAACCUACCUCUCGUGGUUUUAAAAACCCUAUUUGACUCAGGCCUAGUUGCCAUGUGUUCCUUCCCCUGAAAUGUUAUGCUCCUGUGCCUUAAUGCUUCACUGCCCAAUGCUACAGUACUGUGAACUGUUAGCCCAUGCUGCAUCAGUGUGGUUUAACUGCCACCUCCAGCCCGUGGCCUACCUUCACUGCCUGUCUUCCUUCCUAUUUCCAUGAAUGUGGCCUUCAGUAAAGCACACCUCACUUGAACACUAGAAGCAGGCAGCAAUGCAGUACGGGCAAACGGUCUUAAAGCCCUAAUUGAAGCCUUGCAACUGCAUCCUAGUCCACAAGGGGAGCAUAUGCCAUAUGCUUUUCUUAUUAAAAUUGCAAUCUUCUGUACUGUAUCUGUAGGGCUUUGAAGGAACUUCCUCUACUGACCUCAGACUAGCCAGCCUGGGUUAAAACUCCUUCAGCCUGUCUACAUUAGGAAUCUGUCUACAUUAGGAAAAUAGCUUUCUUUUUAUGUGUUGGUAUUUUAAUGUUCAUUACUUGUUUUUUAAGAUUUUCAUGAGUUGUCAACGACCUUAACACUGGAACUGGACUCCACAACUUUUCCUUUGUCUAGAAGUUACUGUGGCAGGUGGCAACAGUUCAGAUAGGAUGUAGUGAUUUUUUUUAUAUAUAAAAUUUGUUUUUACAUCUA